AUGCCGGUGCGGCGCGGCGCGGCGGGACCAUGGCGAGCGACUUCUACCUGCGGUACUACGUGGGGCACAAGGGGAAAUUCGGGCACGAGUUCCUGGAGUUCGAGUUCCGGCCCGACGGGAAGCUGCGCUACGCCAACAACAGCAACUACAAGAACGACGUCAUGAUCCGCAAAGAGGCCUACGUGCACAAGAGCGUGAUGGAGGAGCUGAAGCGGAUCAUCGACGACAGCGAGAUCACCAAAGAGGACGACGCGCUGUGGCCGCCACCAGACAGGGUGGGCCGCCAGGAGCUUGAAAUAGUAAUUGGUGACGAGCACAUCUCCUUUACCACGUCAAAAAUUGGGUCGCUCAUCGAUGUAAAUCAAUCCAAGUCAGCUCCUGGAGGCACAGGUACUCUCUGUUGUGGCAUAAUUAACCCAAUGUCAUUGCUUGAUAGAUUUUCAAAUUCACUGGGCAGCUAAGCUUACUACAAGAACACCUGUUAGGUGCGUUCAGAGGGUCAGAGUCUGAACUAAACCGUCGCUGGCCUGUGUACAUCCAUGUUUCUAACAGAACCAGGACUUCUGUAUUUCAGAAAAGACUGGAUAUUUUGUUUCGUAAGUGCAAAGCGAUGCUACUGUGCAGUGAUAAAAAAGCACAUCCUGUCAAGGCUUAAACCUUAAAAACAUGGAAUGCAGAAUGUUCCAUCAAUCAAUACAAGAAUUAAUUCAUGUUAUGUCAACAAGGACCCCUGAAAAAUCCUGCUGUAGGCUUUGUUUUGUGUGUACAUAGAUCUGUGUAUAGGUUGAUUCUAAAAACUGCUCCCACACAACUUAAGUCUUUUUUUUUUUUCCUCCUUCCUUCCUCCCAUUGUGCACUGCAGGGAUCCAGAAGGUUUGAGAGUGUUCUACUACCUGGUCCAGGACCUUAAAUGUCUAGUCUUCAGUCUUAUUGGACUACACUUCAAGAUUAAGCCAAUCUAAAUCAAACAAACUGGAGUUUGUACUGCAGUGUCUGUACAUGAGGGGGGGGAUGCUUUUUCAAUUCCUUGCUUCUUCAGACCCGAAACUUUUAUGUAUGUUAGAAUUCUUUUUACAAACUGUAAGUGACUGUCUUAAUAAAAUGUUGACAUGGGUAUUUUUAACUUAAA
This is a messenger RNA of Gallus gallus (chicken), 1129 nucleotides long. RefSeq names its product mago homolog, exon junction complex core component (gene MAGOH). The coding region runs from base 30 to 461 and encodes 143 amino acids. The transcript is spliced from 5 exons. The record is from RefSeq and is a predicted model, not a curated record. Gene Ontology annotation, cellular component: catalytic step 2 spliceosome; exon-exon junction complex; nucleus. Gene Ontology annotation, biological process: RNA splicing. NCBI's taxonomy places the organism in Eukaryota, Metazoa, Chordata, Aves, Galliformes, Phasianidae.